CCACACACUCCCGUCCGAGGCCUUGCCGUUUUCUCUCCCUUUGCCGCCUAGGACCUUUCUCCUGGGCUGUCUUGUGUGUUAGGAUAGUUUCGUAAGGCACAGACACGCCUGCCGUCAAAAGAUGGCUUCUGUGUUGCAGGAUGUCCCCAACAACAUACCAGCCCCUGCAAUGGUGGCCCAACAGGCUGCCAAGAAGGGGCCCAAGUCAGUGGAGACAGUCUACCAAAAGAAGACUCAGCUUGAGCACAUCCUGCUCCGUCCAGACACCUAUAUUGGUUCUGUGGAAUUCACAACAGAACAAAUGUGGAUUUUUGACCCUGAGACAGACAGGAUUGUGCAGAAAGAGAUUUCAUUUGUCCCAGGUCUUUAUAAGAUUUAUGAUGAAAUCUUAGUCAAUGCUGCUGACAACAAGCAAAGAGACCCUGGGAUGGACACCAUCAAGGUGGAGAUUGACCCGGAGAAUAAUGUAAUAUCAGUGUACAACAAUGGAAAGGGUAUCCCAGUAGCCAUGCACAAGGAUGAAAAGAUGUAUGUGCCCACCAUGAUCUUUGGUCACCUCCUGACUUCUUCAAACUAUAAUGAUGAUGAACAGAAGGUUACUGGAGGUCGAAAUGGUUAUGGUGCCAAGCUUUGCAACAUCUUCAGUAACAAAUUUGUUGUAGAAACUGCCUCUAAAGAAUACAAGAAGAAUUUCAAGCAGACCUGGGGAACAAACAUGAGCAAGACAAGUGAUGCAAAGAUCAAAGAAUAUGGUGGUGAAGACUACACAAAGAUUACAUUCUCUCCAGAUCUUGUUAAGUUUAAGAUGGAGUCCUUAGAUAAGGACAUAGUUUCUCUCAUGUCCAGGAGAGCUUAUGAUAUUGCAGCAUCAACUAAAGGGGUCAAAGUGUAUCUGAAUGGCAAACGUGUCCCGGUGAAAAACUUCAAGGAUUAUGUUGAAUUGUACCUGAAAGACAAAGUGGAUGAUGCUGAUAACCCAGUAAAAGCUGUGUAUGAGAAUGUUAAUGAGCGCUGGGAGGUGUCUGUGGCUCUCUCUGACAAAGGAUUCCAGCAGAUGUCCUUUGUAAACAGCAUAGCCACUACUAAGGGAGGACGUCACAUUGACUAUGUGACAGACAUGAUAGUGAAAAACCUUACUGAAACACUCAAGAAGAAGAACAAGAGUGGUGUGCAGAUUAAACCAUUCCAGAUUAAGAACCACAUGUGGAUCUUUGUAAAUUGUUUGAUUGUGAACCCCACCUUCGACUCCCAGACAAAAGAGAACAUGACUCUCCAAGCCAAAAGUUUUGGUUCCAAAUGUAGUUUGUCAGACAAAUUCAUAAACAAUGUAAUGAAGUGCGGCAUUGUUGAGGCAGUCAUGACAUGGGCAAGAUUUAAGCAGCAGGCACAGCUACAGUCCAAAUGUGCCAACAGGAAGCAAAACAAACUGAAAGGUAUUCCCAAACUAGAGGAUGCUAAUGAUGCUGGAACAAAAUUCUCAUCUGACUGCACUCUCAUCCUCACUGAGGGAGACUCAGCUAAAGCCUUAGCUGUUGCUGGACUUGGUGUGGUUGGACGAGACAGAUACGGGGUUUUCCCACUCAGAGGUAAAUUGCUGAAUGUACGAGAAGCAUCACACAAUAAAAUCUUAGAAAAUGCUGAAAUUAACAACAUUAUCAAAAUCUUGGGACUACAGUACAAGAAGAAGUACGAGUCAUCAGACGACCUGAAGAGUCUCCGCUAUGGCAAGCUCAUGAUCAUGACAGAUCAGGAUCAGGACGGUUCUCACAUCAAAGGUCUGUUGAUCAACUUCAUCCACCACAACUGGCCCACCCUUCUCAGACACACUUUCAUGGAGGAGUUCAUUACUCCCAUUGUCAAGGCCACAAAGGGCAAGGAAGAACUGUCCUUCUACUCUUUACCUGAAUUUGAGGAAUGGAAGAAGAACAAAGAUAACUGGCCUAGUUACAAGAUAAAGUACUACAAAGGUUUGGGUACUUCCACCUCAAAGGAGGCUAAAGAGUACUUUAAUGAUAUGGUGCGACAUAGAAUCCGCUUCAACUAUGGUGGGGCACAAGAUGACCACUCCAUUCAGAUGGCCUUCAGUAAAAAAGCCAUUGAACAACGUAAGGAGUGGCUGACAGGGUGGAUGGAGGAGUGCAAACGCCGGAAGGAACUGGGACUACCGGAAGUGUAUUUGUACGAGCGUGGCACCAGAGCUAUCUCAUACACUGACUUUGUCAAUAAGGAGUUGGUUCUCUUCUCCAACCUUGAUAAUGAGCGAUCCAUUCCAUGCUUGGUUGAUGGUCUGAAGCCUGGUCAGAGAAAGGUCCUCUUCACUUGUUUAAAACGAAAUGACAAACGUGAGGUAAAAGUAGCUCAGUUGGCUGGCUCAGUUGCAGAACAUUCAGCAUACCACCACGGUGAAGCAUCUCUCAUGUCAACCAUCAUUAACUUGGCUCAAAAUUAUAUUGGGUCAAACAAUAUCAAUUUACUCCAGCCCAUUGGUCAGUUUGGUACUAGACUGCAGGGAGGCAAGGAUCAUGCCAGCCCUCGAUACAUCUUCACAAUGUUGAGCAAACUAGCCAGGUACAUAUUCCAUCCUCAUGAUGAUCCCCUGUUAAAGAGCAACUUUGAUGACAACCAGCGUAUUGAGCCAGAAUGGUACAUGCCAAUCCUUCCCAUGGUGUUGGUCAACGGUGCAGAAGGUAUUGGUACAGGUUGGAGUACCAGGAUCCACAACUACAAUCCUCGGGAAAUUGUAGAAAAUCUCAAAAGAAUGUUGAGAGGGGAAGAGCCAACUCGAAUGAUACCAUGGUUCAAGGAUUUCCGAGGCACAGUUGAAGAACUUGAUUCUCAAAGAUGUAUUGUGCAUGGAGAAAUUGCAAAUUUGGGUGGCAACAAAAUAGAGAUCACUGAACUGCCAGUUAGAGUUUGGACCCAAGCAUACAAAGAGACAGUCCUGGAGGGUAUGCUUGCCAGUUCAGAGAAAUCUCCAGCCGUGAUUACUGACUACAAGGAAUAUCACACUGACACAACAGUACGCUUCACAGUGACCAUAUCAGAAGCUAAAUUGGCCAAGGCCAUGGAAGAAGGCCUUCACAAAACCUUUAAACUUACAUCUUCUCUCUCCACAAACUCCAUGGUUCUGUUUGACCACAAUGGUGUCCUACGGAAAUUUGAGGCUGUAGAAGAGAUCCUCCGUGAGUUCUUUGAUCUCCGCCUCAAGUAUUACACCAAGAGAAAGCAGUAUUUGGUAGGCAUGAUUCAAGCUGAAGCAUCCAAGCUGUCCAACCAGGCAAGGUUCAUCCUAGAGAAGUGUGAUGGACGUCUAGUGAUUGAGAACAAAAAGAAAAAAGAAAUGAUUGCUGAACUCCAACGCAAGGGCUUUGAUUCUGAUCCUGUCAAGGCAUGGAAGAGAGUGCAAGAUAGAGAAGCUGCUCUCGAGGAAGAGGAACUUCAGUCUGAGUCGGAUCAGGAAGAAGUGGAUUUGAAGGGCCCUGACUAUGACUAUUUGCUGGGUAUGGCAAUGUGGAGCCUUACCAAGGAAAGGAAGGAUGAGCUUCUUAAAAAACGAGAUGAGAAGAAUCAGGAAUUAGAAGAGCUCAAGAAGAAGACCCCAGAAAACCUGUGGUUGAACGAUCUUGAUGAGUUCCUUAAGAAGCUUGAUGAAGUAGAACGAGAGGAGCGUGAGAGUGAAGAAGCAGCCAACAAAAAGAGCAGUGCGGGAACCAAGAAAGUAAAGAAGAGAGGUGGAGAUCCGCUGAAGAAUGAGACAAUGCCAUCACCUUUUGGUGAAAGAGUAGUUCCUUGCAUUGAUCCAGAAUUGAAGAAGAAGGCUGAAAAAGCAGCAGCAGCAAAAGAAAACAAAGGCAAACGGGUAAAGAAGGAGACAUUAGAGAAUGAUGACUUUGAUGACCUUGUGGCUGCAAACACUGGCAAAUCCCUCGCUGCACGGCUAGGCAAUUCACCUGACAUGAUCUUGAAGAAAGCUAAAGCAAAGAAGGGUGAUGGUUUGAAGCAGACAAAGCUCAGUUUCAAGAAGGGAUCUCCAAAGAAGAAGAAAGGAAAGAAUCCUUGGGAGUCGGGAUCUCCAACCGAGAGAACGUGCUGCAGGGAGACGCACUGCAGCGGCCAAAAUCAAGUUCCAGUUCAGUGAGGAUGAGGAUAGUGACAGUGAUGAAUCUCUUCAUGACAAUGCUGGUGUAGAAGAGGCAGACUCAGCACCUCAACAGGUGUCCAUUUUGGAUGAAUCUGUUGCGAAAGUAGAACCAAAAGAUGAGGUUGUAAUAAGUGAUACAGAUUCAGAAUUUGAUGUAAAACCCAAGAAAACCACUGCUGUACCUGUUGCGCAAGACAAACCCACAGCAUCAGAUCUGUUUGACUCAAUGAUGGGAUCCGCAAGCCCACCCAAAUAUGAACCUGAACCUGUUGUCAAAAAAGCUCCCGCCAAGAAGCGCACCAAGGGUGACAGCAGUAGUGAGGAGGACAGCGUGCCACAGCCCAAGAAGAAGCCAGGACCUAAGAAGAAGGCUACUGUGGUCCCAGAUGACAUGUCUGACGAUGAACCCAAGCCCAAGAAGAAAGCAGGCCGUCCCAAGAAGAAGGCUUCCGCUGACAAUGACAUGUCGGAUGAUGAGCCCAAGCCCAAGAAGAAGCCGGGCCCAAAGAAGACUGCUGCAGCCAAGAAGAAGAAUGACUCUGAUUCAGAUGACAUGUUUGAUGACAUAGCUCCUAAGGGUAAAGCAGCUUUGAACGUGUCUGACGACUUCAAUAUUUCUGAAGUUGUUCCAAGGGAGCGAUCUGGGCGACAAAAGAAAGUAAUCACCUAUGCCCUAAGUGAUGAUGAUGAUGACUCUGAUUUUUAGACUCUUUGGGCACAAGAUGUCUGAACACGUACCUUGAAAGAGAAGAGGAGAGACCUGAGGCAACAUUAGAUACUAAGUAGAAAUGCUCUUUCUUUGAUAAUGAAAUUGCUCCUGUAUUUUAAGGAGCUGGUCAUUGCUGUAUUAUAAGUAUUCUAGAGCAUUGUCAACUUCAUUUGUACGAAUUUGUAACAAAAAUAGCUAUAAUAUUAGUAUGAAAGGACAAUUUUUAAGCUGUUGGGACCCUUUGUAUUAGGCUUAUUCAAAGUACUGUGUAACAAUUUAAAUCUUUUUAAUGAUAGACUUUCAAGUACAAAGGGAUUAUGAAAAGUCUGCUGAUACAGUUGCUUUUAUUUGAUGCUGUAUUUUUUUAAUGUCUCAUCAAUGGUAUAUAUUUACAAAAAUACUUAUAAUAGCUGCAAUAAAAAAUACUUCUGUAUUUUUCAAUAAAUUCUUCUAGGAGAAAUUUUUGUAAAAGAUAAUAAAGAGACUUACCAUGUGCUGUAGAUAUAUUCCAGGAAAACUUUUUUUUAAGGUGUAAUGAGAUAGUAAUGAAUUGUGACAUUUUGAGGAGCAACAGAGGAGCAGGUAUUUUAGUCUAAGUCUAGCACAAACUUUGGGAAAUCUUCAGGCUCUUUUGUUGUCUUUUUUCAAUUAUUUCAAUGUGAAUU
Penaeus monodon (black tiger shrimp) is the source of this 5515-nucleotide messenger RNA. It is a transcript of the gene Top2, whose product is annotated as DNA topoisomerase 2-like. NCBI's taxonomy places the organism in Eukaryota, Metazoa, Arthropoda, Malacostraca, Decapoda, Penaeidae. Gene Ontology annotation, biological process: resolution of meiotic recombination intermediates; sister chromatid segregation; DNA topological change. The record is from RefSeq and is a predicted model, not a curated record. Gene Ontology annotation, cellular component: nucleus. Gene Ontology annotation, molecular function: DNA binding; ATP binding; DNA topoisomerase type II (double strand cut, ATP-hydrolyzing) activity.